Molecule: messenger RNA, 909 nt
Organism: Hibiscus syriacus
Lineage: Eukaryota; Viridiplantae; Streptophyta; Magnoliopsida; Malvales; Malvaceae
Product: cell differentiation protein rcd1-like
Exons: 9
Coding region: 1-909 (302 amino acids)
Biological process (GO): negative regulation of translation; mRNA catabolic process
Cellular component (GO): CCR4-NOT core complex; CCR4-NOT complex; P-body
Source: RefSeq, a predicted model, not a curated record
AUGGUUUCAGGUGCGGCGGCAGUCGACCCCACCCACGACGCUACUGCCCGAAUCACUCGUUUGAUUCGAGGACUAGAUUCUCAAGAAACCCGAGAGCAGUCUCUUGACAUUCUCUGCAAGAAUAGACACGCUUGUGAGAAUUUGGCAAUUUUAUUAUGGAAUUCUUUUGGUAUUAUGAGGGUCCUUUUAGAGGUAAUAACUUCAGCUUACCGUCCACUAUUAUCAGGUAGCAUUACAGAAAAGGCGGUAACACAAGUUUGCAAUGCCAUUGCGCUUCUCCAGUCUGUAGCUUCUCACCCUGAUACAAAGAUGCCAUUCAUCAGAGCUACUAUGCCAGUGUAUCUUUAUCCCUUCCUGAACACCAUGAGCAGUGAAAGGAACUAUGAAUGUCUAAGGCUCACCAGCUUAGGUGUCAUUGGCUCCCUGGCAAAGGUUGAUGAUCCAGAAGUGGUCGAAUACCUUCUUUCUACCCAGAUAUUUCCUAGUUGCCUACGCUGCUUGGAGUUUGGCAGGACAUUGUCAAAAACAGUUGCCACAUUUAUAAUUCACAGAAUCUUACUGAAUGAGAAAGGUCUCAAGUACUGUUUCAUUCUUGCGGAACGGUAUCUUGCUGUAAGCCAAUGUUUGGCAAAAGUAAUCGAAAGUCUUGGUGAAGAAGAUGAAGAAAAUUUACCGCGCUUGCUGAGAAACAUAAUCGGUUGUUAUCUCAGGCUGUCGGAAAACCAAAGGACACGACCACAAUUGUCAAGCUACAUUCCGUGGAAGUUGAUGGAUUACAAAUAUGUCAAUAUCCUCCAAGGUGAUCCAGAAUCCCUUGGUAACCUACGACAAUUGAUUCACAAUCUAAAAAUCAGCCGGAGCUCUGCAACUCGAUCUACCAGCGAGUCGCCGGGGCGAUUUAUUCGAUGA